AUGGCGACUAGAUUGUGUUCGAAAUGUAUACAAUCCAAACUGUACACUAAUUAUUUAAAUUUAUCAAGAAACUUGAGUGUGUUGACCCAUGGCCAUCACAAAAGAGACACUGUUCACCAACGUAAUUUCCAGACGUCGCCUAAUUAUUUGAAUGUAGAAAACUCUGGGACAGGACGCAAGGGUGAUAACACAGGCCAUACGGGAAUUGUUUGUCCAAAGUGUACAACUGCCAAUUUAGAGUUCUUUUUAACUUCUAAUCGAUUUUUGAGAUGUCAGCGAUGUUAUCAUAUAUUCAAAGUAAUUUCUGCUGAAGAAAAUAAUUUAAAAGAUGUAACAGAAGAACAAAAUAAAUAUAAACCACCACCAAUUCCAAAAGAAAUUUUUGUGAACCUCAAUAAGUAUGUUAUUGGUCAAGACUUAGCUAAAAAAGUGUUAGCUGUGGCAGUUUACAAUCAUUGUAAACGUAUUAUUCAUAAUAUUACAACACCAAAAAAGAAUGACGUGAUUGAUCAACGGUUACUAGAUAAUUUACAAAAUGCAAGAGAGAAUUUAUCUAACAACCAUAUAUUUGGAAUGCCACAAAUGGAUAGUACAAAAAACAAUCAAGACGAAAUUAAAAUUACUUCAAUAUUUGAAGAUACACUGUUAGAAAAGAGUAACAUUAUAUUGUUGGGGCCUACAGGAUGUGGAAAAACAUUAUUGGCUCAAACAAUAGCUAAGCAAUUAGAUGUACCAUUUGCAAUUUGUGAUUGUACUAAUUUGACACAAGCUGGUUAUGUGGGAGAAGAUAUUGAAAGUGUAAUUGGAAAACUCCUACAAGCCGCUAAUUAUGAUGUUGAAAAAGCUCAAACUGGUAUUAUUUUCUUGGAUGAAAUUGAUAAAAUCGGUGCAGUGCCCGGAAUUCAUCAAUUGAGGGAUGUUGGAGGUGAAGGAGUCCAACAAGGAAUGUUGAAAAUGUUGGAAGGUACUGUUGUUAAUGUACCAGAAAAAAAUACCAGAAAACUUCGAAAUGAAACUGUUCAAGUUGAUACUACUAAUAUCCUGUUUGUUGCUUCUGGUGCAUUUACUGGUCUUGAUAGACUUAUAAGUCGCAGGACAAACCAAAACAGUCUGGGAUUUGGAGUCGAAAUUAAUAAUGAAAUGGGAAGUAGUAGAGCUGUUGCUGAAGCCGACCGUGUUGCUUCAACCACUUCAUACACUGAUAUUGAAAAAGAAAAUGCUGAACGAGAUGGACUAUUAAAAAAAGUUGAACCAAGAGAUUUAAUUCAAUUUGGAAUGAUACCUGAGUUUGUGGGAAGGUUUCCCGUUUUGGUUCCAUUCCACUCCUUAAAUAGAAACUUGCUUGUACGAAUUCUUACCGAGCCAAAAAAUAGUACAGUUAAACAAUUCAAAUUACUAUUUGGAUUAGACAAAGUUGAAUUAACAUUUACGGAUGAAGCACUUAGAGCGAUUGCCUCACAAGCCCUAGAAAAAAAAACAGGUGCCCGAGGAUUAAGAGCAAUUGUGGAAUCCAUUUUGUUGGACCCAAUGUUUGAAAUACCUGGAUCUGAUGUAGUUAGUGUUCAUGUCACUGAAGAUGCAGUCAAUGGAAAAAUGAAUCCACAUUGUAUAAGAGGCCGUCCAAUUGAUGAAGGAGAAGCCAAAAUGGAUACAAGAGCUAAAGUUGAAUGA
Molecule: messenger RNA, 1671 nt
Organism: Macrosiphum euphorbiae (potato aphid)
Lineage: Eukaryota; Metazoa; Arthropoda; Insecta; Hemiptera; Aphididae
Source: the annotation of a GenBank genome assembly